Messenger RNA from Carassius carassius (crucian carp), 4876 nucleotides. Its product is annotated as mucin-2-like. The coding region runs from base 4 to 4761 and encodes 1585 amino acids. NCBI's taxonomy places the organism in Eukaryota, Metazoa, Chordata, Actinopteri, Cypriniformes, Cyprinidae. The record is from RefSeq and is a predicted model, not a curated record. The transcript is spliced from 7 exons.
UUCAUGUAUAUGUGUGUGUAUUUAAACGUUGUGUUUAUUGCUUCCUUUGCAGUCUCUAAUUAUCACCAUUGGAUUCUUUCCAGAAUGGAGGGAAAAGCUUUUAUUAUAAUGUGCAUUUUUAUUGCAACAACGUAUUCAACAACCACUACAAAUCUUGCUGAAUCAUCCACUAGUACAGCAGGAGUUACCACAACAGCACCACAAACUACUGUUAAAACAACCGAAUCCUCCACAACAGCUACAACAACAGCAGUGCCCUCAACAACCUCUACAACUCUUGCUGAAUCAUCCACUAGUACUGCAGGAGUUACCACAACAGCACGACAAACUACUGUUAUAACAGCAGAAUCAUCCACAACAGCUACAACAACAGCAGUGCCCUCAACUACCUCUACAACUAUUGCUGAAUCAUCCACUAGUACUGCAGGAGUUACCACAACAGCACAAGAAACUACUGUUACAACAACAGAAACCUCCACAACAGCUACAACAACAGCAGUUCCCUCAACAACCUCUACAACUCUUGCUGAAUCAUCCACUAGUACUGCAGGAGUUACCACAACAGCACCACAAACUACUGUUACAACAACUGAAUCCUCCACAACAGCUACAACAACAGCAGUUCCCUCAACUACCUCUACAACACAAACUACUGUUACAACAACUGAAUCCUCCACAACAGCUACAACAACAGCAGUUCCCUCAACUACCUCUACAAAUAUUGCUGAAUCAUCCACUAGUACUGCAGGAGUUACCACAACAGCAAAAGAAACUACUGUUACAACAGCAGAAUCAUCCACAACAGCUACAACAACAGCAGUGCCCACAACAACCUCUACAACUCUUGCUGAAUCAUCCACUAGUACUGCAGGAGUUACCACAACAGCACCACAAACUACUGUUACAACAACUGAAUCCUCCACAGCAGCUACAACAACAGCAGUGCCCACAACUACCUCUACAACUCUUGCUGAAUCAUCCACUAGUACUGCAGGAGUUACCACAACAGCACCACAAACUACUGUUACAACAACUGAAUCCUCCACAACAGCUACAACAACAGCAGUUCCCUCAACUACCUCUACAACUAUUGCUGAAUCAUCCACUAGUACUGCAGGAGUUACCACAACAGCACAAGAAACUACUGUUACAACAACUGAGUCCUCCACAACAGCUACAACAACAGCAGUGCCCACAACAACCUCUACAACUCUUGCUGAAUCAUCCACUAGUACUGCAGGAGUUACCACAACAGCACCACAAACUACUGUUACAACAGCAGAAUCAUCCACAACAGCUACAACAACAGCAGUUCCCUCAACAACCUCUACAACUCUUGCUGAAUCAUCCACUAGUACUGCAGGAGUUACCACAACACCACAAGAAACUACUGUUACAACAACCGAAUCCUCCACAACAGCUACAACAACAGCAGUUCCCUCAACUACCUCUACAACUCUUGCUGAAUCAUCCACUAGUACUGCAGGAGUUACCACAACAGCACCACAAACUACUGUUACAACAACCGAAUCCUCCACAACAGCUACAACAACAGCAGUGCCCUCAACAACCUCUACAACUGUUGCUGAAUCAUCCACUAGUAGUGCAGGAGUUACCACAACAGCACCACAAACUACUGUUACAACAACUGAAUCCUCCACAACAGCUACAACAACAGCAGUGCCCUCAACAACCUCUACAACUCUUACUGAAUCAUCCACUAGUACUGCAGGAGUUACCACAACAGCACAAGAAACUACUGUUACAACUGAAUCCUCCACAACAGCUACAACAACAGCAGUGCCCUCAACAACCUCUACAACUCUUACUGAAUCAUCCAAAACUACUGUUACAACAACAGAAACCUCCACAACAGCUACAACAACAGCAGUGCCCACAACAACCUCUACAACUCUUGCUGAAUCAUCCACUAGUACUGCAGGAGUUACCACAACAGCACAAGAAACUACUGUUACAACAACUGAGUCCUCCACAACAGCUACAACAACAGCAGUUCCCUCAACUAUCUCUACAACUUUUGCUGAAUCAUCCACUAGUACUGCAGGAGUUACCACAACAGCACCACAAACUACUGUUACAACAGCAGAAUCAUCCACAACAGCUACAACAACAGCAGUUCCCACAACAACCUCUACAACUCUUGCUGAAUCAUCCAGUAGUACUGCAGGAGUUACCACAACAGCACCACAAACUACUGUUACAACAGCAGAAUCAUCCACAACAGCUACAACAACAGCAGUUCCCACAACAACCUCUACAACUCUUGCUGAAUCAUCCACUAGUACUGCAGGAGUUACCACAACAGCACAAGAAACUACUGUUACAACAACUGAAUCCUCCACAACAGCUACAACAACAGCAGUGCCCUCAACUACCUCUACAACUAUUGCUGAAUCAUCCACUAGUACUGCAGGAGUUACCACAACAGCACCACAAACUACUGUUACAACAACCGAAUCCUCCACAACAGCUACAACAACAGCAGUUCCCUCAACUAUCUCUACAACUUUUGCUGAAUCAUCCACUAGUACUGCAGGAGUUACCACAACAGCACCACAAACUACUGUUACAACAGCAGAAUCAUCCACAACAGCUACAACAACAGCAGUUCCCACAACAACCUCUACAACUCUUGCUGAAUCAUCCAGUAGUACUGCAGGAGUUACCACAACAGCACCACAAACUACUGUUACAACAGCAGAAUCAUCCACAACAGCUACAACAACAGCAGUUCCCACAACAACCUCUACAACUCUUGCUGAAUCAUCCACUAGUACUGCAGGAGUUACCACAACAGCACAAGAAACUACUGUUACAACAACUGAGUCCUCCACUACAGCUAUAACAACAGCAGUGCCCACAACAACCUCUACAACUGUUGCUGAAUCAUCCACUAGUACUGCAGGAGUUACCACAACAGCACAAGAAACUACUGUUACAACAACUGAGUCCUCCACAACAGCUACAACAACAGCAGUGCCCACAACAACCUCUACAACUGUUGCUGAAUCAUCCACUAGUACUGCAGGAGUUACCACAACAGCACCACAAACUACUGUUACAACAGCAGAAUCCUCCACAACAGCUACAACAACAGCAGUUCCCACAACAACAGCAGUUCCCACAACAACCUCUACAACUCUUGCUGAAUCAUCAACUAAUACUGCAGGAGUUACAACAACAGCACCACAAACUACUGUUACAACAACUGAAUCCUCCACAGCAGCUACAACAACAGCAGUGCCCACAACAACCUCUACAACUCUUGCUGAAUCAUCCACUAGUACUGCAGGAGUUACCACAACAGCACCACAAACUACUAUUACAACAACAGAAUCAUCCACAACAGCUACAACAACAGCAGUGCCCACAACAACCUCUACUACUCUUGCUGAAUCAUCCACUAGUACUGCAGGAGUUACCACAACAGCACCACAAACUACUGUUACAACAACUGAAACCUCCACAACAGCAGUGCCCUCAACAACCUCUACAACUGUUGCUGAAUCAUCCACUAGUACUGCAGGGGUUACCACAACAGCACAAGAAACUACUGUUACAACUGAAUCCUCCACAGCAACUACAACAACAGCAGUGCCCACAACUACCUCUACAACUCUUGCUGAAUCAUCCACUAGUACUGCAGGAGUUACCACAACAGCACAAGAAACUACUGUUACAACAACAGAAACCUCCACAACAGCUACAACAACAGCAGUUCCCUCAACAACCUCUACAACUCUUGGUGAAUCAUCCACUAGUACUGCAGGAGUUACCACAACAGCGCAAGAAACUACUGUUACAACAACAGAAACCUCCACAACAGCAACUUCAACACCAACAGAUUCAUCCACAGUCUUAACAUCUAUAACUGGUACAUCCACCAGUAGUGAGGCAGUCACCACAAAUGUGACACAAUCUAAACCUGUGGUGUCUACAGCUGCAAUAGUUUCUAAUUUUUCUACUGCUUCUACAGAAUCUACAACCUCUACAACUUCUACAACCUCUACAGCAUCUACAAACUCUACAAAAUCCAUAGCCUCUACAGCGUCUACAACCUCUACAGCAUCUACAAACUCUACAACAUCUAUAGCCUCUACAGCAUCUACAACCUCUACAGCAUCUACAAACUCUACAAAAUCUAUAGCCUCUACAGCAUCUACAACCUCUACAACAUCUAAAGCCUCUACAGCAUCUACAACCUCUACAACUUCCACAGCAACUACUGCAAAAAUACCAACUGAAGUGCUAACAAAUCUAGAGUUUAGCUCUAAUGAGACAUUUAUCAGUGCACUCAGUAAUGAAACCAGUGAGGAGUUUAAGAGUAGAUCUAAACUUAUCAAGGAUGAGCUUGAGCCUGUCUACAAAACUAAGUAUCCUAACUUCCUCAGAUUGAUUGUCCUAGGAUUCAGACCAGGCUCAAUCAUCUCAUCAACACAACUAGCUUUCAGCUUGAACGAAACUAUCCCAUCCGUUCAAGAUAUUUCAAAGACCCUCUUGACAGCAGUGGCAACAGGAGAUGUAAAUCUAUUGAAGAUAAUCCCUGAAUCAGUUUCAGUCAAUGGUUCAGCUACAACUGUUGCUCCUGCAACAAGUACAGCAACUACAACAACCACAGCAACCACAGCAAAGACAGCAAUCACAGCAACUACGGCUUCAAGCGGAUUAAAGAUAGAAUCCACUCUGUUCCAAGCAAUAUGCCUCAUUAUUAUGUCUAAAAUAUUAAGCUUUAUCCUAUAGAUCCCUUAAACAUAUAUCAACCAAACAUGAAAACUGUAACACUGUAACAAAUUAAUUUAACACAAAAUGUAUUUAUAAUCAUUAUUUAAUGGUAUAUAGUGUUUCCCAUUUUAGC